GUGCAGAUAAAUGCCCCUGGAUAAGGGAGAGACUGGAGGAUACAGAGCCUUUAGGCUUUUGUUAAUGAGUUUUUUUGGAUCUGGGUCUGAAUUGAUUUGAUUAUUUAUUUUUCUUGGUAUAUUUUUGUACCACACAUUUUUCUGGAUUGAAGUGGGCUGGAUGUCUUCAAGCUCAUUGGGUAUAGAGAUCCUCUGCAUUUGCAGGCUUAGAAGGAGGUAAGUCACUGUUUCAAGCCAUUUAAGAUGAGGUGUAUAUGAGUUUUAUGUGAUGUUGAGCCAUUCCCUGAUCUGUGAAGCUGUUUUGGUAGAUGAAGUUAGUUUCAGUUUGUUGUUUGUGUUUGGAUGCAAGCAGACAUCCCAUGGGAAGAGCUGUAAGUGGGUGUAUGUAAGGUGGAUAAGAGGAGAAUAUAAUAUAUAUUGAGAGAGUAUUGGUAAGAGUUGGCUUUUUGGGUGGAGUUGGGGAACUUUUCUAUGCUGAGCAGAUCAAGUAGGAAGCAGAGUAUUGUAUUAGGAGGCUCUGAUUUUGUCAAUAUUGGGUGGAGUGGACUGUUCAAUGUUUGUUUUCUGGUGGAGAGGAGCACUGUUCAAUAAAAUUAUACUAAAAGUUAUGUGUGAGGAUUGGAAGCUCAAGUUAUAUGGGUUCUUGUGGUGCAAGAUUUGACAGUAAAUGGCAGGCAUACAUAUAUCAGUUCGUUUUAUGGUUGGGUUGAUAUAAUGAUUAUGUUGGUUUCCAAUAAUCAAUCCAGCUGGUGAUCAAUAGGGUUGCUGUCCGCAUCUUUGGUACACGGUAUAUCUGCUUUUUGAUAACAGUGAUGGAAGGACUGUGAGAUCAACACUAUUGAAGUUAUUGGAAAAGGGCAGUUUUUGUUUUUAUACAGAAUAAAUCAUCUUAACAAUGUGAGUUUGGGAAGCCAUGGAUCUUCGAUUAUCAAUCAGAUAGGGUUACAGAAGAUAUCGAUUAUAGCAGUACAUGUUUGAUUCUUUGUACCAGAUCCUGACUUCUAUGCUUCCAAUAUCCAAAGAGCAAUCUAUUUGUUGCAGUUCCAUGAACCUAUAAUUUAAGAUCUGAAGUUUGUCAAAUUGUUUUUUUGGCAUCCAUGAAAUUAGUUUAUUGAGUACAACUUUGGGUUCUGGUUUUUUGCAGGUACUGGAUGUGAAAUGGAUAUAUAUGAAGCAACAAGGAUUGUGUUUUCAAAGAUACAGAGCGUGGAUCCAGAAAAUGUGUCCAAAAUCAUUGGUUAUCUCCUGCUGCAGGACAAUGGAGAUAGGGAAAUGAUCCGGUUAGCCUUUGGGCCUGAUAGUUUGAUUCACUCUGUUAUCUCCAAGGCCAAGAAGGAACUUGGCAUGCAAGUUUCUUCAUCAUCCUCUUCACAACUGCUAUCCCCUUAUGCUAUGGAGUCCCCAGUACAGUUUGCUCCAUUUUCUCACAUACCAUCUCGUCCUUUCUCUGCAGUUUCGCCCCAAACAGUAUACUGGGAUUCUCAAGCCCAUCAAGAGACACCAUUAAGUUCACAUUUUGCAGUACCCAUUGAGCAGAAUGCGCUCAAUUUUAUUAACAGGAAUCCCUUACAAGCUCAAUUUUUUGGCAGUGAUAAACUGCAGCAGCAUUCCAUGGUCUUAACAGAACAACCAAGCAGUAUCAGAGAUUACACCAAUAACUUCCAGCCGCAGGAUCAACAACUCCCCUUGUUUGAGAAUGACAGUUACAAUUACCCAGAGAUGCAACUAGCCUCAGGUGAAUUGGGUAUGGAUUUUUUAAGUAAAAGGGUCAGCCUUCCAAUUUCUGAUGUUAAGCCAUGCCUGUAUUUUGCCCGUGGAUACUGCAAACAUGGCAGCAAUUGCCGUUUUUCUCAUGGCUUUGAAAACCAUCUUACAGUCUCCAUGGGUAGCAGCCCCUCGGAAUCAUUGAAUGAAGAACCAAUCUCAGCUGGAACAUUGGAGAGAUUGGAAAUUGAAUUGCUGGACUUACUCAGAGGGAAGAGGGCACCCAUUUCCAUUGCUUCGUUGCCUCAACUCUACUAUGAAAGAUUUGGGAAAACUCUGCAAGCUGAAGGCUACCUGACUGAAUCUCAGAGGCAUGGCAAAGCUGGUUACAGUUUAACAAAGCUCUUGGCACGCUUGAAGACUAUAAGACUCAUUGAUCGGCCCCAUGGUCAGCAUGCUGUUGUUUUAGCAGAGGAUGCUCCCAGGUUUACAGAGUACAGAGGUGAACGAAAUGAAAUAGCUGGCUUGAUUGCAGGAUCUCGCCAAAUUUAUUUGACUUUCCCUGCUGAAAGCACCUUCACAGAGGAAGAUGUAUCAAAUUAUUUCAGGACUUAUGGGCCUGUACAUGAUGUGAGAAUACCCUACCAGCAGAAGAGAAUGUUUGGAUUUGUAACAUUUGUAUUUCCAGAGACUGUGAAAACCAUCCUGGCAAAAGGAAAUCCCCAUUAUGUAUGUGGUGCUCGUGUUCUUGUCAAACCCUAUCGAGAAAAGGGCAAGCAUGGGGACAGAAGAUAUACAACUGAGAAACCUGAUCACACAAAAUACAUGCCAGCAGCCUAUAAUCUAGAUGACUUUGAACUUCAACUUGGGCCUAGAAUAAUUGGUACUUCCGACAUGAUAAGAACUCAAUUUCUUCUAGAGGAGCAAGAGCAGAUACUUGAAAUAGAAAGAAGGCGGCUGGCAGAGUUACAUUUGAUGAACCAAGCCUCUAAAUUAGCUAGUAAUAAUAACAACAAUAGUUCUAAUCUCAUUGUGAACCAGCACCACCACAAUCACCACCAAAAUGACUUGGAGUCUAAUGCAGCCACAACACCAGCAGAAGAUCUGAUUGGCCUUCCAUCCGCAGAACAAUUCAGCUAUCUGCUUGAAGUCUUGAACAGCGAGUCUAUCAAUGGAGAUAAGCCAAAACAAAACGGCAAUGACCAAGAAAGCCAUGGGCACAACCUUCCAGAGAGCCCUUUUGCGACGCCACGUGGAUCAUAUGCAGCCAAUGACAUAUCCACUGUUACAUAGCAAAAAGGCUGUUGCAGACAAAAUUGCAAAUACACAAUUAUUAUACUUGGCAUGGCCAUCUCAAAAGUGGCACCACAAUCCAAACAAACAAACAAAAAAGGGUGCAGAUGCCCAACAACAUUACAUUCAAGUGGACUCCGUGGAUCCCCAAGUGGCUUGGGAAUAUGUGAUCAAAGUAAAGUAGAAAGAAAAAGAAGGGGUAAAACAAAAGACCACACUGUUUCUCCACAUUAUUAAUAUUGUUAUUUUUAUAAUAGAAACAAAGCACCAAGGUCAAUAAUAAUAUUAUAAGCAAAAAGAAUAUGGAAGCAUGAAGCAAGAGCUUCAUUCACUUCCCAGUACAGUACAGGCUCAUCAUCAUCAUCAUUAUUAUAGAAAUAGAUAGAUAGCAAAUCCAUCAAAAUUGUAGCAGAAAUGAUAGGUGAAGAAGAAGAAUCAUGAAUCAUCAUGAAUUACAAACAUAUGGUAUACAGGAACAUUGGAGGAGCCCUUAUUGCAUUUCUGGCUCCCACAUCAUUUGUUAAAAAAUAUCUCUUAUCAAUGGAAGUCAAGAAGAUUUUCAUACUUUUUUUAAA
Messenger RNA from Cryptomeria japonica (Japanese cedar), 3572 nucleotides. Its product is annotated as zinc finger CCCH domain-containing protein 18. Bases 1159 to 2997 code for a protein of 612 amino acids. Lineage: Eukaryota; Viridiplantae; Streptophyta; Pinopsida; Cupressales; Cupressaceae. Gene Ontology annotation, molecular function: metal ion binding; RNA binding. The transcript is spliced from 7 exons. The record is from RefSeq and is a predicted model, not a curated record.